AAAACCCUGUAAAAUAGUAAUCUGUCAUCGCAGGUCAUGGCGUUUUCAUCACCACGCGCCAGUUCUCUGCUUCUUGGCCAUGGAAGAUGCUCCAGAUUCCUCUGCUCUUCUUCUUCUUCUUCAUUUCCAGACCACAUUAGUUUCAUCAAAGAAGUGGCUGCAACUCAACCUCCUCAGCAUCUGUCUCAGCUAUUAAGAAUGCUCAAUGCAAGAGGUGAAUCCAUUCUUUCUCCUGGAACAAAGCAAGGGCUAAUCCCACUUGCAAUUCCGCUAGCAAAAAGUAGCUCAGGUGCUGUAACUGCAUUGCUCAGAUGGCCAACAGCUCCUGCUAGGAUGGAGAUGCCAGUGGUGGAGGUUCAUAAACAUGGAGUUUGGCUGUUGGCCAAGAAUGUGGACCAGUUUAUACACAGAAUCCUGGUUGAAGAAGAUGCCAAUAGCUGCAAAAAAGGAAGUGAUGAGUUAUUUCAUGCUGCAUUUGAUGCUGGAAAGAAACUUUAUAAAAAGGGAGACUUUUCUAAAUCUCAGAUUACAGAUAUAGACGUCUAUCUUUUAAGAAAGGUUGGUUUAUUUCCUGAUGUCCUAGAGCGCAAAGUGAUGCAGCAUAUUGAGAAAGGGGACCAUGUUUCAGCUUUGGUGACUGGAGAAUUCUACACAAGGAAGGAGCAUUUUCCUGGAUUUGCACGUCCCUUUGUUUUCAAUGCAGAAGUUUUACUGAAGGUUGGGCGUAGUCCAGAAGCUAAAGAUGCUGCAAGGGGGGCUUUAAAAUCCCCAUGGUGGACUCUGGGUUGCAAGUACCGUGAAGUUGCUUGUAUAGCAGAAUGGGAGGAUGAGCAAAUUGAAUAUAUUACAGAAAAAUUGUCAGAAGAGGGAAGGCAAGAAGAUCUAAGCAAGGGAAAGCCACCUGUCCAGAUCGCAUUGGAUGAAGCUGCAUUUUUGUUGGAUUUAGCUUCUGUGGAAGGGACUUGGGAUGACUCUCUGGAGCGGAUUGCUGAAUAUUACAAGGAGGCUGGACUCCAUGAUAUUGCAAGAUUUGUGCUAUACAGAGACUGAUUGUUAGUCUGCCAUGUUUACAUCUUCAAUUUUGACAUUAUUUAAUAAUAAUUUAAGGCAGUUUUGCAAUUGUUGCUCGUGAAAAUGCAAAAUUUUACUAUUAGGUAGUUCAAUUGGUGACGGAUUGGCCUCAUGACUAGUGUGAGCAUGUUUGGCAAGGGUUGCUUUAAAUCACUCAUGGAGAGGAAGAGAUAUGAUUUGCCUUUUUUCACCUUUUCAUUUUUGGUUCAAUUUGUGGAUUAGCCUAUGGGAUUGCCUCUAAAACUGAUAAAGUUUCUCUUCCAUCUA
Molecule: messenger RNA, 1338 nt
Organism: Theobroma cacao (cacao)
Lineage: Eukaryota; Viridiplantae; Streptophyta; Magnoliopsida; Malvales; Malvaceae
Product: cyclin delta-3
Source: RefSeq, a predicted model, not a curated record